AUUGUUCUUUAUUCUGUUGUUGAUUAUUCUAGCAAUGGUUUUAUUUAUGACGAAAGUCAGUGCCAAACGAUGGGCUGAUGGAGUAGAUGGAGUGUGUGCCUAAUCACUUUUUAUAGUGUUAAAUUAUACCAAUAAAGAUGAUGUAGCAAGCUUAGCGAUAGUUGAUUUAAACAAGUAAAUUCAUUAUUUUUGAGAUACCAGCUGAUCUCAAAGCGUAGAGCUCUGAGAUACACUACUCACAAUGCAGGCAGCCGAAACUGAGCCCAAGCGUACCAAGAGUUAUAUUGAUGAGGUAUACCGACUUUUAGAGGAAAAGCCAGGGGUUGAAGAAAUAUUAAUCAUGAAUCGUUCCGGUGUGCCGAUCAAAACGUCAAUGGAACGCCAAGACGCACUUCAACAUGCCUGUCUUUAUGAGAAUUUUCGUGAAAAGUGUCAGGCAUUUCUAUCAAAAAUGGAGCCACCACAGCUCCUGACCAUGUUGCGAGUCCGUACCAGAUUCCACGAGGUCCUGCUAACACCUGAUGGCAAGAUAACCGUUUUGGUAGUGCAAAAUCCAAAGGAUACACAUCUUAAGGUAGAGGAUCUAAAUCGUCAUUCCUCCAAUUUUUAAAUAAUUGCUCCUACAUAUAUCUACGUUGUUAGUCAUCCAACUUCUUACACGUAAAACAUUCUUCUCACUUUGUACACAG
Molecule: messenger RNA, 689 nt
Organism: Drosophila miranda
Lineage: Eukaryota; Metazoa; Arthropoda; Insecta; Diptera; Drosophilidae
Product: dynein light chain roadblock-type 1-like
Exons: 2
Coding region: 242-610 (122 amino acids)
Biological process (GO): microtubule-based movement
Cellular component (GO): cytoplasmic dynein complex; centrosome; cytoplasm
Molecular function (GO): dynein intermediate chain binding
Source: RefSeq, a predicted model, not a curated record